CCGCGUUUUACCUCCGUGGCGGCUUUCCACCCGUGCUGCCAGAUUCCGAGAAGCUGACAGUCCCCGCGGCCCUGCAGAAGAUUGGCAUAGAUGCGGAGACCUUUCUCGCCGUCCUGAGCUCCGUCGAUCUCAUCCGCGGGAUCCGGACCCGCGUCGCUUCCCCAAAGGGGCCCAGCGCGAUGAGCUCUCCCGGAGCCUCGACCAGUAAACACCAGGCGUGCCAGCUGUCGGAGGAGAUCUUGAAAGUAGUCGAGCUGCUGGAGCUCGACGUGCAGCACCUGGGCCGCGGCUUGAUUUAUCGCCCGCCAAAAAACUUCCGCAUCACGCCCGCUACUAGCUUCGAGGACUUGCCGCUCCAGGAGCCGCUGGCGACGGAGAAAGUCGCGCACAACCUCGCUGUGUUCGCCAUGCACCUGUACGAGGGACUCUUGUCGCAGUUGGUUGCCGCCGUCAACAAAAAGCUUAAACCGGACCCGGGGAAAGCGGUGGCGCGACACACGGUCUCCCUCUACGAUCCACUGUCCUCGGGAAAAGACACGAAUCUCGCGGGAGUCCCCAUCGGUUUAACAACCUCCGGCGAUCGGCCGCAACCCGCAAGUGCGUACGAGCCCGCGGAUGUGGAGAAGCUGAUGCAGAACUACGCCUGCGAUAAGCUGCAAAACUGGUUUUUACCGCAGCACUUGGAGGGACCAGUGGAGGAAACGAAAGGGCUUUUCGCGGAAGCCUUGCAUGCCAGCGACGUCGUCAGCUACGAGAAUGGCACCCGGACGGUGC
Messenger RNA from Amoebophrya sp. A120, 774 nucleotides. NCBI's taxonomy places the organism in Eukaryota, Dinophyceae, Syndiniales, Amoebophryaceae. The record is from the annotation of a GenBank genome assembly.